This is a messenger RNA of Cordyceps fumosorosea ARSEF 2679, 771 nucleotides long. RefSeq names its product pre-rRNA-processing protein. The coding region runs from base 1 to 771 and encodes 256 amino acids. Gene Ontology annotation, cellular component: nucleolus. The record is from RefSeq and is a predicted model, not a curated record. The transcript is spliced from 3 exons. Lineage: Eukaryota; Fungi; Ascomycota; Sordariomycetes; Hypocreales; Cordycipitaceae. Gene Ontology annotation, molecular function: RNA binding.
AUGCCCGCGCCAACCGCCCUGAAGGUGGCCCACGAAGCCCCGCUUCCCGUCGAAGCCGAUAUUGUCGAGCAAGGCGAGGACGAAUUUAUCCUCGACGCUUCCGAAGCUGUGGCUGGCGAGGGAGAAUUUUUGGCUCCCCAAGAACCUGACGGCGACGAGUUUAUGGCUAUUGACGAAGAGGGCCGACCUCGGUUUGCCCCCGCCAAGGACGUUGACCCUGUGACACGAGUUGAAACUCGAAAAGUGCCGAUUCCACCUCACCGAAUGACGCCGCUGAAACAGAACUGGAUGACAAUCUACCCUCCUCUUGUCGAGCAUCUCAAGCUCCAGUGCCGUAUGAAUGUGGCGCGCAGAACCGUGGAGCUAAGAACAUCCAAACACACUACCGACUCCGGUGCCCUACAGAAAGGCGAAGACUUUGUCAAAGCGUUUACCCUCGGGUUUGACGUCGACGAUGCCAUUGCCUUGCUGCGCCUGGAUGACCUCUAUAUCGAGACAUUCGAGAUCAAAGACGUAAGGACCAUGCAUGGAGAUAGCCAGGCCCGUGCCAUCGGCCGGAUCGCAGGCAAGGACGGCAAGACCAAGUUUGCUAUCGAGAACGCUAGCCGUACGCGAGUCGUCUUGGCUGACUCCAAGAUUCACAUCCUGGGAGGGUUCAAGAACAUUCACAUGGCCCGCGAAUCUAUUGUCAGCCUCAUUCUUGGAAAGCCUCCAGGCAAGGUGUAUGGUAAUCUGCGCACCGUGGCUGCGCGCAUGAAGGAGCGAUUCUAA